This is a messenger RNA of Truncatella angustata, 3555 nucleotides long. RefSeq lists its product as uncharacterized. The transcript has 4 exons. The coding region runs from base 1 to 3555 and encodes 1184 amino acids. The record is from RefSeq and is a predicted model, not a curated record. NCBI's taxonomy places the organism in Eukaryota, Fungi, Ascomycota, Sordariomycetes, Amphisphaeriales, Sporocadaceae. Gene Ontology annotation, cellular component: extracellular region. Gene Ontology annotation, molecular function: chitin binding; chitinase activity. Gene Ontology annotation, biological process: carbohydrate metabolic process; chitin catabolic process.
AUGUUCAAGCUGCCUCGUUUGCUCUUGGCCUUCGCCAUCAGUGGGCUGCUCGGUACAGCGAGUGCCGAUACGGAAUGCAGCGCCACAGUGGCAUGUGAGAUAGGAUGCUGUGGUACCUGGGGCGUCUGUGGCAUGGGCCCGGAUUACUGCGGCGCUGACAACUGCAUUAACAACUGCGAUGCCAAGGCUGAUUGUGACCCUGACAACUGGGGAUCGAAUUAUUAUGGCUUUUGUGGGACAACUGAGGAGUUCUGCGGCAAUGACACAGUCACUCGUCCUUCUUGCGACGUUGAUUUACAGUCUAUCACUCGCGUUAUUGGCUACUACGGAUCCGGAGCUUUAACUCGACUUUGUGAUGGCAUGCUGCCCCUUUCGAUUCCUCAAGGUGUAUACUCUCAUAUUUAUUUUGCCUUCGCCAGCAUUGAUCCAGACACGUUCGAGGCUGUUCCAGCGGUUGAAAGUGAUCUCGAAACACUCACGAAACUGCAAGCUCUCCAGUAUCGUGAACUAGGUAUAGAGCUGUGGUUGUCGAUUGGCGGUUGGGACUUUUCAGACGACGACUUCGCAACGGCCACGACCUGGUCGGAUCUAGCGGCAGCGGACAUAACUUAUCAAAACGUCUUCUUUUCCAGUCUAGCUCUUCUCUUAAUGAGCUAUGGCUUCACAGGAGUUGAUAUCGACUGGGAGUAUCCGGCGGCCGACGACCGAAACGGGCGAGACGAGGAUUACGCCAACUUUCCGGUAUUCCUUGCCAAUCUCAAGUCUGCGAUGUCGUCCUAUGGCUUCGGAAUAUCCGUCACUCUGCCCACUAGCUACUGGUACUUGAAGCACUUUGACCUGGCUGCCAUCGAGCCAUCCGUAGACUGGUUCAAUUACAUGAGCUAUGACUUACAUGGUGCCUGGGAUAUUGGUAACGAAUGGACUGGCGCUUAUUUGGACUCCCAUACGAACCUCACUGAGAUUGAAGACGCGCUUGAUCUAAUCUGGCGUAACGAUAUACCAUCGAACAAGAUCACUCUCGGCCUCGCCUUCUAUGGACGUAGUUUCACCGUGGCAUCCACUAGUUGCGUCGAACCCGGCUGCGAUUACCUUUCAGCCGGCGACGCGGGAGACUGCAGCGCACAGGCAGGUAUCCUUCUCAACAGCGAGAUCCAGACCAUCAUGAGCGAGAAUGAUCUUACACCAACAUUCUAUAGCGACGCCGCCGUCAAGGUCCUUACCUGGGACAACCAAUGGGUUUCGUACGAUGACGAGGACACAUUCAAGCUAAAGGGUGACUUUGCCAAAUCGCAGUGCCUAGGUGGCGUCCUGGUCUGGGCUGUUGACUACGACGACAACAACGGAACCUUUUCAUACGGCUUGGCAGCUGCAUUGGGCAAUGAGCUGAAUGUCGAUACCGAAACUGGAGUCACUCUCACGAUCGCUGAAACGUCUUCUGGCUCUUCAUCGGACCCCCUGGAUUCGAUGUGUCGAUGGAUGAACUGCGGAGAAUCUUGUCCUAGCGGCUUCAGUCAGAUCAUACGCGAUGACAAGAAGUCUCAGAUCAUGCUGGACUCCAGUUACUGUUUCGACGACGAGAUGCAGGUUCUCUGCUGCCCCACAUCGACCGAAUUGCCCACAUGUCGGUGGCGAGGUUUUCAUAACAGCGGCCAAUGCCAGAAUGGUUGCAGCGAUGGUGAGGUCGAAGUCGGCAGCACCAUGGCAGGCUGUAGCUGGGGCUACCAGUCAGCCUGCUGCACCACAACAGAGUCGACAUCGUCAUACUCGGGCUGCAAGUGGUACAGCGAUGCCCCCGAUUGCACAGACGGCACUUCCGAUUCGUGUCCCUCCGACUAUCCUACCUUUGUUGCAAAGUCACGCAACGGCUGGGGAGGCAUGAGAAGAUGCGACGAAGGCAGGUAUCACGUUUACUGUUGCCAAGCAGAGACUGUCCCUGAACCGUUUACCAACUGCGACUGGUAUGGCCACGAGGAUCCAGAUGUGCAAGAUCUUUCGGAGAGGAUAUACUCAAAUGCGUGUCCCAGUGACACGAUGCGAUUCGCCACGCAGUUUGUAGGUGCAUACGCGCCGUCAGAGACGGAGGACUGCGCUUGGGGUGCCGAGGCUUACUGCUGUGCUGGGUCGACGGACGACACCACCAGCGACGUCGAUCCGCGUGAUGUUGCCAUUAUCUACCAGGACGAGACGGCUGAACUGUUCGAUGCCUACCUUGAGCAAUGGCUAAACAACCCCAUCUGCCCCGGCGAGUGGGCCGCACAGUACAGUGACACGGAUCCGGUCACGGUGACGAAGCGGGACAGCCUUCUACAGCUUCUUCGGGAGCGAGCUACCGACCAGACAUCGACCCUUGAGGUGCUGUUGCCGAUGAUGUACGCCCUAUUUGCGGCCAAAUACACGCGUACUGACAUUGAGGAAAUCUGGGACACUCGUAUCAGCGCCUACCUCGGUGAUGAAGCGGCUGAUUUCGGUCUUAUAUACGACGUCAUGUACCCCGACGGCUAUACAGCCUCUCCAGUCGACGAUACUGAGUGGUUCCUUGCCGAUAUGAUGUGCGAUCUGGAGGACUCAGCAUACGGUCUUGAAUCCUAUGCGGGCGCCACCGCGGUAUGUAUUAACAGUGAUGAUGCUAGCUCCAUAGUGUCCAAGAGAUCUAUCAGUGAGGAGGUUCGGUUCGAUACCACGGCAAACUCGACUUAUGCAGGACUUUGGCGCCGCAGACUAGCUGCUAACAGUAUGAACCUUCGUGCCUCUCAAAACACGGUGCCUACGGUUUCAGCGGCCAUGAAUGGUGCCAUCGCAGGUGAUCUCAGCAUUCAUUACCUUCGUUGGCUUCACACUGCCGGAACAACCUCGGGGACGGAGGUAGAGCUUGAAGUAGCCUUUUGGAUCGGUGGCACGCCCGGAACCGCGCCAUCCACGGUUAUUCAAACUGCAUACUCGGACACAACCCACACGAUCCAGCGCGACCGCUGGAUUGUGGCUCACUUUCAUAUCCCACUCGAUUCCCAGACGUUCAUCAACUACAACGGCCAGGUGUAUUUGGGAAUCAAUUAUGGCCGUGUGUAUCAUAGCCAGGAGAUCAGACGACCAGGGAGAGUCUCCGCUGGAGUUACACCUGAUUACAGGGCCGAAUACAGGAGGACGAAUAAUUACGGCGGUACAACCAAUAGCGUAAUGACUAACUAUAACGCGCGAUCGUCGAUUCUAAAUUGCCCGACAGCCACCUCGCGAUGGUACCCUGGAUCAGGCCUUUCUUCCGGCGAUGCGCCGGCGACUAAUGGAUUCCCACGUCAACCGGGAUACGAGGAAUUGAUACAGAGUUUCGGCACUUACCUCUAUAACACGAAUAUGUUUCAAAUUGGUAACCUACAAUAUGUAUGGAAUAUCACCGCCAGGACUGAUGGUACGAAUGUUACUGAUGACAAUGGGAUCGUCCUUUACCAACAAAUUGCGGGAGAUGGUGCAAUGUUUCAACCCCAAUGGGGAGCCUUUGAUUACAACUGGAUGCCUGACGGAACCACCACACCUCCUGACUUGUCCAACGCGGAUGCAUAA